CAGUCGUCUGUCGUCGAGUCUAGAAUAUUCUUUGUGUUGUGGGACCGAAUGUUAAUUUUGCGUUGCAAAAUACGAUAAAUAAUAAGUCGGUUUAGGAGAAUAAUUGAAAACGUUCAACUAUUUUGAAAUGUUUAGCAAUAUAGUCAUUUUUGUUUGCCUCGAGAAAGUGUGUUGCGUUUAGUGUAGCAAAUUGCCAAGAAUUUCGCUGCUCCACAUUCGCUCGUGAUCGGUGACAACGCCAUACAAACAGCUCACACGGCAGCAGAGUGCACUGCCUGCUGAGUGGUCAGUGAACAUCUUAGGCCUAGAAAUAAUCUAGGCAUAUAUUUCAACGUAUUACAUCAAUAGAAUUCGGUAUCAGUCAGAUUGUAACUGACGGUUUGCUAAGGAGUAUCUAUCUAGUGAAGAAUGGGCGUUGAUUGCGAGGCCCAGGCAGAGAGAAAGUUUACCGCCUGGGCUAGGCUAGUUACUAAGCGACUGGAACUGAAAGACUAAACUACGUAGGGGUUGUCCUCGAGACAAAAACCAAAACAGACAAAGAAAGUGUUCAUGAUCAAGGCUGGGCUAGGUAUUUAAAAGACAGCUACUGUACUCUUUGUUUCAAGGUAUAUUUUACAGAAGAGGUAGAUCUCAUGAAUGUAUCUAGCUAGAAGCAGUUUUUAGAAGCUAAUGAUGUAAUGAUUGACUGAAGAGACAGCAGAGAGAGAAGAAUCAAUUUGGAAACAGCUUAGUUGUUGUUGACAUAGGCUUAGGCGUAGGGCCUACACUAAAUCUAACAUUAACAACAUUCUUCACCAAAAGUAACAGAAGAUGCAGAACAAAAAGCGAGUGCCUGAGCUACUUCUGAGUUUAGCACUUGUCCUAAGCCUGUUUAGGUCUGAAAAUGACAGCAAUACAAGUCAUCUAUUUAGACUUCCUGAACUAAGAGAUAUUCUGCUGGGACAGACAGCACUCUUGACUCAAACUGAGUUUCACAACAUUUUUAAUUCUGUACAAGGAGACUAUGUACAUCCCAAAGGUAUACAAAGGGACUCAAGAUUUCUACACUCCCUGAUUCAUUCAAUCGAGCCUGAAAGAUGGAUGGAUAUGUCCCAAUAUCGGGAGGUCACAGCUUUACUGUUAGAUCGGCUAGAAUCUAGUAAUGAAAUACAGUUAUAUUUGGGUCAUGCAAAUAACAAUGGCGAGGAUGAAAAUAUCCAAGAGAAUGAGGAUGAAAUUGGUGCUAAUGCAAUGCCACAAAGUCCGACUGAUGAACUUACUCAGGAGGACAUGGACGUGAUUGAACGACUCUGGAGGCAGGAUAUCGAUAUGGGAAUCUGUCGAGAUGAUUCCUUGUCAACAAAAGAGGGAUACGAGCUCGAGAAGCCUUUAAAGAAGCCAGAAGAUAAUGCAUGGGACAAUUUCAGCAUUGAUAAUGAGACAGGAGAGUUCAUGCAACCAAUAAUAGAUCCCACAAAUCAAGUAAAUACUCAACAAAUAACAACAAUACCGCAGCAGCCACAGUUACAAUUCCCUUGCCAGACCCAAGAAAGUGGAAUGACAUUGGAAGAAUGUUUGCAGAUACUUGAAGAAGACAUCUCAUAUCCUCUACAGGGCCCACGACAGGAACCAGAACCUGCAAUGCACCAUCAAAUGCACACUCCACAAGAGCUGGAGCAACGUUGGCAGGACUUUGCUUCAUUAUCAGACAUUAAUUUAACUCUACCUGCCAUCAAUCCUGAAGUUUCCCCUGAAUUUAACCCAGAAUUUCACCAGCAGUCUGUCAUGCCGGAAAACUUUGCAAUCAACUCAUCAAUCAAUUUUGGCAUGAACUUUCCAAACACUACAGAAAACUUGAACAUGUUGCACUACCCAUCCAGUCACCAGACCACAAACGUAACCGUUGGUAUGCACUCGUCAGACGAUGUAUUUUCUUCGACGCCGUCGUUAUCCGAUCUAUCCGUAAACACAACAUCUCUACCCUCUGCGUCUUUGCAUAUACCUGGCACAGGCAUGAACUUUACAAACUUGUUGAUUUCUGAGACCAACCGUAGUAUUACUGAUGAGUAUGGCGGGCAAAAUGACACAUCAUCAUCCUCGUCACGAAACAGUACAAGUCCGUUAUUGCUUGACCUGUUGAAUUCGUCAAGUCUGGACGAGGUGGACACGAUGGAUAUUGAUGGUCAGAUCCGUGAUGUAAUGGAUGUGCUUGAUGAUGGAGAUUCAGCAAUUUCUCUCGGAUCAGUUUCACAGUACACUGAACAAAGUGACAGUUCCUCUCUGUACAGCGGUAGUGAUGAAAGCUCGGAGGGCGCUGUUGGUUAUGACGGAAGCUUGGACCAGGACGUGAAGGGGGCUUCAGGAUACAGUCGAGGAAAUACGCAGUAUGGUGGCGAUCGACAAGGCCAGACCAAUAACGGUAAACAGCAAUCUAGUAUGAAUAACAUAGCUCACAACCACACAUAUAGUGACUUGAGUUCUCGAAAUGGCAGUGUCAAUGGCACCAACAGUAAAAAGAACCAACAGCAGAAGAAUGAGGAAAUGGGAUCACGGUAUUCACGCGAUGAGAAGAGAGCCAAAAUGCUGAAGAUACCAAUUCCCAUUGAAAAGAUAAUCGAACUCCCAGUCGACCAGUUCAAUGAACUUCUAAAAAAAUUUGAACUGAACGAUGCACAAUUGUCACUAAUUAGGGAUAUUCGCCGUCGAGGGAAAAACAAAGUUGCAGCGCAGAACUGUCGGAAGAGGAAAAUAGAUGCAAUAUACACGAUAGAGGAAGAGAUCGAUUUGUUAAAAGCAGAAAAAGACCAGUUAUUAAAAGAGCGAGGGAACAUUGAUAAAGAGUCGCAAGAAAUGCGUGACCGCUACACGCACCUUUACCAUGAGGUAUUUCAAAGCCUCCGGGAUGACCAUGGUGAUCCCGUCAACCCCAACAAUUUUUCUUUGCAACAGAUGCCAGAUGGUACCGUCUACUUAGUACCAAGAAACUCAACUUCACAAGAUGAGGAAGAGAAAGACAAGUAAUCGAGCCCAAAAACCAGGACAUUGUUAUAAUUCAUGCAACUCAGGUAGUGGGUAGAUUAAUUGAACUCGUGUAUCAUAUUGUGUUAGAACUCAAUCACAAAUUUGACCAAAGUUUGAAGAUAUUCUAAAAUGUUAUGUUCUCAAUAUUCAAUGGAUAUCAUUGAUAUUUAUACUACACUUGCAAUACUAGUAGAAUUCUCAACUCGCAGAUAUUUUUUUUAAACAAACACUAUGUGCAUUAGAGCUUUCACUGCAGAUCCUCUAAAAUUUUUUUUUUUAUUUGUGUCAACCUAAAAAAUCUUCAUGUACAUAAUUGAAAGCAGACAUAUUGUUGAUAAAUUAUCAGGUUUGUUGAAACCUUUGUAAAGAAAUUGUAAUAUUUUUUUUGAUCACAAGAUAUAUUAUUUCAUUCUAUUCUUUAAUUUAUACAACUGUUUUUAUAAGGCAGUGGUUAGAUGUGAUAUUUCUGAGGGAGUAACAUAUGCAUGAUUUUAUUUUUAAAAUGUGUUAAUGACUCCCAAUGAAGCUGAUGUCUAGAGUACGGUAGUGCAUAUGUUUUGUCAGUUAUAAGUUGUCUUAUUCUAGACAUAAACCGAUAAAAGUAGAAAUGUUCACAACCUGAAAUACCCAGUCCAAAGCGAUGGUAUCAGAUUCUAGACAAUCGUGGCUUUAGAGUAUAUAUUAUCUAAAUUUUAUUCCAAUUGUUUUCUAUAUUGAAUCUAUACAGAGAGGUAAAUAUUACUGAUAUUCCUCAAGAUUAUAUAUUGUGAAAAUCUAUAAAAAAGCUAUAUAAUGUUUUCUAGAAGCCAUAAUGUGUAUAAGGAAAGCAGUCUGGCUACUUAAGUGUGAGAGAUAGGCGAGAGUGUGUUUUUUUUUUUUUUGUUUUUUUUUUAGUGAAUUAUUGUGUCAUCAUUUAAAAUGUGAAAAAAAGAUGUUUUCAUAUUGGAAGGUAGUUUGUUUUGAACAUGUACUUUCUAUAUACAGUAUUUGUAUAAAUUGUAAAUAUUGAGUUAAUUUGUACAGUUUUGCUUUUGGAGAAUACUGAAGACUUAUUUUGCUUGUCUUGGAAGCAAUGAAUUUUAAGAAAUAAAACAGAAAAUACAAGGAAAACAAGAAA
Molecule: messenger RNA, 4117 nt
Organism: Anneissia japonica
Lineage: Eukaryota; Metazoa; Echinodermata; Crinoidea; Comatulida; Comatulidae
Product: endoplasmic reticulum membrane sensor NFE2L1-like
Exons: 4
Coding region: 811-3000 (729 amino acids)
Biological process (GO): regulation of transcription by RNA polymerase II
Cellular component (GO): nucleus
Molecular function (GO): RNA polymerase II cis-regulatory region sequence-specific DNA binding; DNA-binding transcription factor activity, RNA polymerase II-specific
Source: RefSeq, a predicted model, not a curated record